GACGUCAGCGUGGCGGAGAGGAAUACUGGGAGAGCCGGAAGCACCGCGGAGGGAGAGAGCGCAGAUCCCUGUAACGAGCCUACCUGCGCAUCAACGGACCACCCGGGAUUUCGCACUCUUUGUCUGGUCGGGGAUACCUGUCUCACGCGUGUUGCUGUGACCAUGUGGAAGGCGGCAGCAGGACAGUCGGUCAACGUGGCGCUGAACGAGGGCGGGGACGACUGGGAGACCGACCCCGACUUUGAGAAUGACGUGUCGGAGAGGGAGCAGCGCUGGGGGGCCAAGACGGUGGAGGGCUCGGGACACCAGGAGCACAUCGACAUCCACCGGCUGCGCGAGACGGUGUCCACGGAGCACACCAGCCAGAAGCGGAAGGAGCAGGACUCCAUGCCCAAGGCCUCGCACGGGUACGGGGGCAAGUUUGGAGUGCAGCAGGACCGCAUGGACAAGUCGGCUGUGGGGCACGACUACCAGAGCCAGCUGUCCAAGCACUGCUCCCAGACGGACACGUCCAAGGGCUUCGGGGGCAAGUUCGGAGUGCAGGCGGACCGCGUGGACCAGUCGGCUGUCGGGUUCGAGUACGCCGGCAAGACGGAGAAACAUGCUUCACAGAGAGACUACACCACCGGGUUUGGGGGGCGCUACGGCGUGCAGGCGGACCGCGUGGACCAGAGCGCCAUGGGCUUCGAUUACCAGGGGAAAACCGAGAAGCACGACUCCCAGAAAGAUUACACUAAGGGCUUCGGCGGCAAGUUUGGUGUUGAGACCGACAAGGUGGACAAGAGCGCCGUGGGCUUUGAGUACCAGGGGAAGACUGAGAGGCACGAGUCCCAGAAAGACUACGUGAAGGGCUUCGGGGGGAAGUUCGGCGUGCAGACGGACCGGCAGGACAAGUCGGCGCUGGGAUGGGACCACCAGGAGAAACUCCAGCUGCACGAGUCCCAGAAAGAUUACUCCAAAGGGUUUGGGGGGAAGUUUGGCGUGCAGAAUGACCGCAUGGAUAAGAGUGCCGGGACCUUCGAGGACGUGCAGAAAGUCUCGUCGUCGUACCAGAAGACCAAACCCACGGAGGCCGCUGCCAACAGCACGGGCAGCAUCAAGGCCCGCUUCGAGAACAUCGCCAAGCAGAAGGAGGAGGAGGACCGGAAGCAGGCCGAGGAGGAGCGAGGCCGCCGGCAGGCCAAGGAGAAGCAGGAGCAGGAGGAGGCCCGUCGGAAGAUCCAAGAGGCCUCCGAGGCCCCCUCCCCUCCACCCUCCCCCAGUCCUGCCGCGAGCCCCAGUCCGACCCCUCCGGUCCAGCCGCCCGCCGCCGCGGUCUACCAGAAUACGCAGGUGGUGUCCCGGGAUGAGGCGGAGGAGCAGCUGUACGAGUUGGAGCCUCAGAGUGAGGAGGACCUCUACCAGAACCCCCAGGACCCCCAGGAGGCCACAGAGACCACAGGGUCACAGCCCAGAGACGCUCAGUACGGCGGCGAGGACCUCGGCGUGACAGCGGUGGCGCUGUACGACUACCAAGCAGCCGGUGAGGACGAGAUCUCCUUCGACCCCGAUGACAUCAUCACCAACAUCGAGAUGAUUGACGAGGGCUGGUGGCGGGGCGUCUGCCGCGGCGCCUACGGCCUCUUCCCCGCCAACUACGUGGAGGUUCGGCAAUGACGACGCCGUUGCCACGACGACCCGCAUCCCCCGUGUCACCUGUGUGUCUCCUCGCCGCCUUUCCUCUGCUGCUGCCCCCCCCCGCCCCCCCCCCGCAGAGAGGACGUUCAGUCGGAACCGAACAUCCGGCUGAGGACCAAAAAGCAGCUUCGCCUCCUCGUAGUCAGCACAGGAGUUUAAACCCGCCGCCCACAGCAUCGCUUCCAUGAACACCCAAAUACGCAUAUGAUUAUUAAUUAAUACAAUCAUCUGCAUCCUUUAUGAGGCUGAGAGGUGUGUGUGUGUGUGUGUGUGUGUGUGUGCGCGCUCAUUAUUUUGGGGGUUUUAUAAUAAAGAAAUUAAAGUGACCUUUUCAAAUACAUUAUUUUUAUCUCUACCUGCUUGAGUCACAUUAUCAGCUUUUUGUUUCAAUAAAUAAACUAUGGAUUAUCA
Gasterosteus aculeatus aculeatus (three-spined stickleback) is the source of this 2088-nucleotide messenger RNA. Lineage: Eukaryota; Metazoa; Chordata; Actinopteri; Perciformes; Gasterosteidae. The record is from RefSeq and is a predicted model, not a curated record.